Messenger RNA from Pocillopora verrucosa, 1053 nucleotides. NCBI's taxonomy places the organism in Eukaryota, Metazoa, Cnidaria, Anthozoa, Scleractinia, Pocilloporidae. The record is from RefSeq and is a predicted model, not a curated record.
AUGUAUUCUGUUUAUACCUGGGUUCUAUUCAUAGUCCAAUUCUCUAUGAUAGCAAGGACUGUAAGAACACAAGAAUGCUCUGAAGCAGAUCAAUGUCGCACUUUGAUGUUCAGGCCUGAAAAAGAGUUUGAUGGCAAACGCCUCGUGAACCACGUGAUUCGCAUCGUUGAAGUCACGGUGAGGGAGUUUUGUGAAACUAUGUGUUAUAUAGAACCCGACUGUGUGAGCAUUAACCUUCAUAAACGAGCGGGUGGACGUGGAGUGUACAGAUGUGAAUUGAAUAAUGUCACCCAUGAAGGACACGAAGACGAGUUAACGAAUAAUGCAAGUUAUUUUUAUCGUGCAGCUGAGAGUGCCUGUGCAAGAAACUCUUGCAAAUACAAAGCCGCUUGUCGAAGCGGUUAUAUCAACGUUGGAUGUUACUGCUUGUGUCCCGCUGGAUUUAGCGAUCGAACUUGUGAAAAAGGACCCGCGACUUGCAAGGAAGUUCAUGACAAGAAACAAAUACAAGAAAGUACUUUGGUUACGCUCCUUCUCGACUCUAAACCACUCUCUGUUCUUUGUCAAGUGGGUGAUUUUGGAUGUGGAGAUGGAGGGUGGACACCGGUAAUGAAGAUUGAUGGCAAUAAGAAAACCUUCCAUUAUAGCAGCUCUUACUGGACUGACAGAAACGAAUACAACUCUCCUGGAGGGGAGACUGGGUUUGACGAAAAUGAAAAGAAAUUACCCACCUACUGGAACACUUCGUUUUCUAGGAUCUGUCUUGGUAUGAAGAUCGAUCAACAGCUCAGGUUCAUUGUCGUCAACAAGCAGGCCGACUCUUUGUACUCACUAAUCGCUAAUGGGAAAUACCGCGAAACGUCACUGGGUCGCAACACUUGGAAGGAGAUGGUUGGUGCAAAUGCUUCUCUGCAGAAAAACUGCAACAAGGAAGGUUUCAAUGUUGUUUGUCAGGCCACAGACUCCCCUAAAGCCAGGAUUGGUAUUGUUAGCAACCAACAGAACGACUGCAACACAUGCAACUCAAGGAUGGGAUACAUUCUGGUACAGUAA